This is a messenger RNA of Rhodofomes roseus, 1164 nucleotides long. RefSeq lists its product as uncharacterized. NCBI's taxonomy places the organism in Eukaryota, Fungi, Basidiomycota, Agaricomycetes, Polyporales, Fomitopsidaceae. Gene Ontology annotation, molecular function: protein binding. The transcript has 2 exons. The coding region runs from base 1 to 1164 and encodes 387 amino acids. The record is from RefSeq and is a predicted model, not a curated record.
AUGAACCAAGCCAGAACCAUGCUGUUGCGAAAGCGGAUCCGGCCGAAGAAAACCGCGGGUACCCGUCGACGCGUACUGCCCGUGCUCCCGCAGGAGAUCAUCGACAUGAUCAUAUGCUCGCUCACUCGAGGGGCUGACUGGUACACGCUCCGAAACUGCAGCCUGACGAGCAGGAAUUGGCUUUCGAUUAGCCGUGCUCAACUUUUCCACUCCAUUGUACUGCAUAACGAAGGCUACCUGCGGAAGGUACACACGCUCCUGGAGAAGUCCCCGCACAUCGGAAACUACGUACGCAGGCUCGAACUCAACUUCGACGACGCUCGUUCUUCGCAGGCACGCAUGCUUCUCAAUGUCGUCUUUGAGCACCUUGGGAAUGUCCGAAUCCUGGCUCUUUCUGGACGCUUCCCACCUAAUGGCACGUUCAGGUUGCCGCGAAUGGGCUCCGUCACGACGCUCGUCCUCUAUCGAAUGACGUGCCCGGCGAUUGAUGAUUUGUCCCGGCUAUUGGAUUCUCUACCUAACGUCAGAGUAUACAAGAUCGUAGCUCUCAGUAUGCCAACCACGGCUACACCCAGCCAGUCCAUGUCAACAUCGGCCCUCGCACCCAGUGCUCACGAGUUGAACAUAGAACGCUGCCACCCCAUCACGUAUCCCUUCUUCUUAUCGUCGCCGUUGCGCAUUUUGAGCAUCAAAGUGGACCAAGAAGCUCAGCUACAAGGGUUCCAUGAUGCGUUCCGGACUAGUAAUGCAGCGGAAACACUGAACACACUGCGACUCGAGGUGUGGGAUCCCACGCUAGGGUGCGAUGAAGGCUCGUCUCAGAAGUUCAAAAGCAUGCUGGGACAGUGCCCCGCACUCAAGCACGUACACUUCUGCGCGUACCAAUCGAUCUCAUGGGUUGCUACACUACUAUCGUGUGCGACCCCUGAUCUUGUCACGAUUCGCGUAGACGGCUUCGUGCGUCACCUGGGCGAGCUGGAAUAUUUGGCCCGCGUCCUAGACCACGAUCGCUACCGCCGUUUGGAGAGGGUGGAUACGAAGCUGUCGAACUUCUCGCUGCUCUCAAACACGGUCAGCGACGUGGAUCUGAGCACGAACAGCUUUCAGCGCGUCUUUGGGUCACUGAUAAAGCGAGGGAAAGUGGUGAUGGGGCAAGGGCGGUAG